AUGUCCCUUGACACCUUCCGAGCUCACAGAUACGAGAAGCCUAAAACCGUGAAUGACGGAUUGCACACCGCGCCGACUUCAGCGUCGCAUCCUGGAGGAUUGCGCAAGAUAACACUCGGAUAUGCUACGGCAGAAUUCUGGAGCACUUCAGUAGAUGUGAACGUCACACGGAAAACUGAUCGACAAACCGGAGGGCAGACAUCGCAAAAGAACAUGUUUGGGUCCCUGGGUGAUGCCAACGUGGUUUCGCAGCAAGUACUAUUCUCGAUGAUACGCUCUGGUCUUCUCCAGUGUCCUUUACUGGUCUCGAUAGGACUUUUUUGGGCGUUGCCUAGUACUCGCGGAAUUCAUUGGUCAAAGAACACGCCGUCCUCAUUCCAUGACAAGACACCCCACGCGCGGUUCCAUUCAGUGUCAGUCGCGUGCCUCAUCCGCCAAAAGAGAAAGCCUGGUUCUCGCGAAUUAUUUCUCCUGUCUUCGACGCGCUCGCUGACAUCUCCUAUGUCGCCGCUGAGGGCUGCUUUAGCGGCGGCCAGCCAGGGACCUGCGACGCUGCGAAGAUGCCGCGUAUAUGUUCUGCCACGGGUGCUUAACGUUAACGGCGGCGAACUUGGAGACAGCGAGAAGCACUCGCGCUGCUACAAUACCGCCUGCGGACACAAGUGCGACAUGCACACUUUGAACACAGAGUCCUACGAGGACGAUCACUAA
Messenger RNA from Guyanagaster necrorhizus, 711 nucleotides. RefSeq lists its product as uncharacterized. Bases 1 to 711 code for a protein of 236 amino acids. The record is from RefSeq and is a predicted model, not a curated record. NCBI's taxonomy places the organism in Eukaryota, Fungi, Basidiomycota, Agaricomycetes, Agaricales, Physalacriaceae. The transcript is spliced from 8 exons.